AAAAAUAUUUGCAACACUGCAGGCAAAUCAUGAAAUAGGGUCUUAGCGAUGUCAACAUAAUUACAAUUUCACAAUAUUAACAAAUGCAAAUUUAAAAUUAUAACAACAGUCAUUGUUGGAUGUAUGCAAUAUAUAAAAGCGGUUUAAUUUUGUAAUCUGUGAAAUAAAUUAAAUUAAAUACAAUUUAUAAACUAUAACAACCAAUACCGGUUUUUAUAUCGAUAUAAAUUGCAAUCACAAGCUAUCGAUAUACAUUUACGGUUAUCGCGGCUCAUCAGGUAUUUGUUGACUGUUGGAGAUGUUUCUUAAACCAUAUAAAUUACGGAGUAAUGCUCCUUUAAAAGGCUCCGAAUCGAAACGUUUGCGACAACGUGUGGAGAAGGCGUUUCCCGAUGCAACGGCCGAGCAACUCAGUUUACUGAUACCACCAAAGAGUGCCGUAACGCAACUGAAAUUGACAACGCAUGGCGGCACGCAAACGAACGUUUUCUGCGUGGACAAGUUGCCCAUGUUCUUCGAACUUGAGUCAGGCGAUUUGGCACCGACCUUGUACGCUUUGUGGCUAGUGCCUUCCUUGCUGCCGUAUUUCACCACAUUCCGUGAAGUAUUGCCGAAACUUUCAAAUGGUGCCGAACUAAUGUUGCCUGGUGUUGUGCCCAAAGGCACCGGUAUGAAUAUGUAUGGACGUUAUCGGCAGGGACAAUUAAUGGCAGUCAAUUUGGUGUCCAAUCAGUCAGCUGUAGCAAUAGGUUACUUACCUAGAUCUUCAGAUGAUUUGUAUAUGUGCGGUCGUCAAGGUGUAGCCGUGAAGAUGUUACACAUAUUUGGUGAUAAAUUGUGGGGACAUGAACCGACAUUAAUACAACAAGUACCUUUAGUAAAGGCAGCGCCACUAACAAAAGACGAUUUUCCAGAACUGGGUGGUAAGCCGAAAAAAGAUGGAAAUGAUAAGUUAUCGUUGGCGGAUAUUGUAGCGGCCACGCAAAUGCCUGACACACCUAAGCAAGACGCAACACUUCCAGAAGUAGAAAAAUUAGAAAUUUCCAACAAUGAAAUAGACACGGAAACGGGCAAAAAUAUAACUACAGAGCAUGCUGAAAACGAGGGUGCUGAAGAAUCUGAAGAAGAUGCCGAAACACCGGAAAUGAUAUUGAAAAAUGCUUUCUUGGCUGCUCUGAAAAAUCAUGGCAAAACCCUACAAUUGCCGCUCUUGACCAGUAACUUCUACCGUUUAUAUGUUGUGCCGGAGGCACCUCAACCUAUUGACUUGAAGAAAACAAAAUACAAGAAACUAUCGAAUUUCCUUAACGAAAUGAUCGAUCAAGGUUUUAUUGUCGUGCGCGAAGAGUCGAAGGGUGUAGAUAAAAUUACAUCCAUAGAUCUUGAUCAUCCAGAAGUAGUUAAUUUUAUAACUGAUUUUAAACCUCCAAAACAAGCCGCGGAUGGUGAACAAGAUCAGCCACUAUUUCGUUCAGAGUUAACAGAAACCUAUGUUGUUACGGACGCGACUGCGCCUUUCUUUGCUAAAAUGAACAUCAAACGUGGAGAAGGUGUGCCAACCGCACAAAUCAAAAAGAUCAUACGAGAAUAUAUAAGCAAACAUAAUCUUCCCAAAGCUGAUCCCACAGGCGGUACUAUACAGCUGGAUGAAACGCUUGAAAAACUAUGCAACAUCAAGUCGGCAACCGUCAGUCAAAUUUGCAGUGCCAUCACCAACAAAAUGGAAUAUAGCUACCAAAUGUGUGAGCUUAAGAAUGUAGCGUCCAACAAACCCCUCAUACAAAUGUCACUAGCAACUCGUUCUGGCAACAAGAAGGUUACGCUGAUUAGCAACGUCGAGUGCUAUGGCAUUAUCGUGCCAGAGUUCAUAAAACUGUGUAAGCAAGGCGCUGCUGCCAGUACCACAGUCGUAAAAUUACCACACCAAAAGGCCGAACAACUGCAGAUUCAAGGCAAUCAGGUGCGCUUCGUUUACAACUUAUUGACCGAAACAUACAAAGUCCCACCAAAAUGUAUAUUAGGAUUAGAACUGGCCAAAGAUGGUAAGAAGCACAAGAAAAAAUAAGUCAACCGCACAAUACUGAUGAAAUGCUUAAUUAAUUUAUGAUUAAUAAUGUUGUUCAACAAAGUUGGAGAUUCGAACGAAAUAAAAAAAAAUAUGCAGACCGAUUUCAAUUUGUUUCAAUUUUAAUUGGAAAUGUGCAACGCUGCAUUUAUGAAACACAAUGACUAAUGUUUAACAAUAAUUUAUUAAUGUUUAAAUAUCAAUUAUCCACAACAACAAUAAUUUUUCAUUCUUACGGAAAUACUACUAUUUCUAAUAGCCGUUGUGUUGACUUGUGCUAUUAUGGAUGUCCGUAUUUUAUAUAAUCCCAACUGAUUAAUGUCUCAUGUAUGUUUAUAAUUAUGACUUUUAUGUGCUUUACUUGGCUUUGCCUUGGGCGGCAACAGCCUCAAUGGCUUUUCGUACAGUUUCUUCGUCACCAAGGAAUUUCAUGGAAACAACGGGUUUGAAGUUCUCAUCCAAU
This is a messenger RNA of Zeugodacus cucurbitae (melon fly), 2528 nucleotides long. RefSeq names its product eukaryotic translation initiation factor 2D (gene eIF2D). Bases 299 to 2065 code for a protein of 588 amino acids. The transcript has a single exon. NCBI's taxonomy places the organism in Eukaryota, Metazoa, Arthropoda, Insecta, Diptera, Tephritidae. Gene Ontology annotation, molecular function: translation initiation factor activity. The record is from RefSeq and is a predicted model, not a curated record. Gene Ontology annotation, biological process: translational initiation; formation of translation preinitiation complex.